Molecule: messenger RNA, 1530 nt
Organism: Aspergillus melleus
Lineage: Eukaryota; Fungi; Ascomycota; Eurotiomycetes; Eurotiales; Aspergillaceae
Gene: ALK2
Product: cytochrome P450
Exons: 2
Coding region: 1-1530 (509 amino acids)
Molecular function (GO): iron ion binding; heme binding; oxidoreductase activity, acting on paired donors, with incorporation or reduction of molecular oxygen, reduced flavin or flavoprotein as one donor, and incorporation of one atom of oxygen
Source: RefSeq, a predicted model, not a curated record
AUGCUGACCCCCGUGGUGGUCUUCGGUGGCGCCCUGUACGUGACCUUCUUGGUCCUACAAUACAUCCAACAACUAUACAAGCAUCGCAAGCACGCACAAUCCCUACGUUGCCAGCCGGCCGCCCCAGGCUCCCCCGGUAUCUUCGGUUUUAGAACCUUCUUUCGAUUGUCUCGCGCAGUCAAGGAAAAGCGAUGGGUUGAAUACAUUGCUAAUCAGUACGGACUGUAUGGAAAUACAUUCACGCAGAAGGUCAUGGGUCGAAGAAUGAUUUCCACCAUUGAUCCAGAAAACAUCAAAGCUCUGCUAGCCACCCAGUUCACCGACUUCAGUCUGGGGACCCGGCACCGCGAGUUCUACCCCUUGCUUGGUGAUGGCAUCUUCACCCUCGAUGGGGGAGGAUGGUCUCAUGCGCGGGGUCUCUUGCGGCCCCAAUUCGCGCGAGACCAGGUAGCCGAUCUGAAUCUCAUGGAUGGCCAUGUCUCCCGCAUGAUUGAUCUCAUUCCGAAGGACGGCUCGUCCUUUGAUAUUCAGCGCCUUUUCUUUCUCUUGACCAUCGACUCUGCGACCCACUUCCUUUUCGGCGAGUCGGUGGGCUCCAUGCACUCUUCCGUCGAUGCGGGUCUUUUGGAGAAGUCAUCAGUUGGCAAUGCGCAGGGCUUUGCGGAAGCAUUCAACACAGCCCAAGACUAUCUGGCGUCGCGAUCUCGAGCGGUGGACUUCUACUGGAUGGUGAACCCGAAGGAAUUUCAAGACUCCGUCAAGCGUGUCCACGAGGUGGUGGAUCAUUAUGUGCGCCUUGCGAUCGAAUCCAAAAGACACCCCGAAAAGAAGGAGCAGGGAAGAUACAUCUUCGCUGAAGCAUUGGCCGAGGACAACGACGACCCCAAGGUUCUUCGUGAUAACAUGCUGAACAUCUUGCUGGCCGGUCGUGAUACCACGGCCAGUCUACUCAGCUCGGCCUUUUUCUUUUUGUCUCGCAACCCCGGCGUCUGGAACAAGCUUCGGGGGUUAAUCGUGGAGGAAUUCGGAGAUAGCGAGCACCCGAGAGAACAGAUCACACAGACCAAGUUAAAGGACAUUCCGUACCUGCGAUACGUCCUGAAUGAAGUUCUUCGAUUGAUGCCACCCGUGCCUUUGAAUUUCCGUGUCGCUACCAAGGACACCUCGCUGCCUGUGGGAGGAGGGCCGGAUCGCAAAUCUCCAAUCUACGUCACAAAGGGAAUGGUGGUCACUUACAGUGUCUACGCCAUGCAUCGACGGACCGACUUCUACGGCCCUGAUGCACAUGUCUUCCGUCCGGAACGUUGGCAAGAAAAUGGACGCCGCAGCUGGGACUAUCUUCCCUUCAACGGUGGACCGCGCAUUUGUCUUGGUCAGCAAUAUGCACUCACCGAAGCAAGCUACACAUUGGUCAAGCUGGCUCAAAAAUUCCAAACUGUAGAAUGCGCCGAUCCGGAAAUCCAGGUGCCCAAGAUUCAUUCGACUCUUACCAUGUCUCAUGACCGGGGAGUGAAAGUCAGACUUUCUUAA